Messenger RNA from Fusarium mangiferae, 5145 nucleotides. RefSeq lists its product as uncharacterized. Lineage: Eukaryota; Fungi; Ascomycota; Sordariomycetes; Hypocreales; Nectriaceae. The record is from RefSeq and is a predicted model, not a curated record. The transcript is spliced from 8 exons. Bases 1 to 5145 code for a protein of 1714 amino acids.
AUGACCGCUUCGUUGGCCACCAAGCCUUUUCGGCAUGAUGGCUUACCUGAUGUAACCAUCAAAGGUCUGGGGACAGCGCUUCGGACUCUCCCCCUCUUUGAUACAAACAAGGCCUACUUGAGAAUCACUGACCAGCCUGAUCAGUUCUCUUUUAAAAUUCAUGGGACGGCCAAAACUUCAGCAACCCUCCGUGAUCCGAAUACAAGCAACCUGGAAACUCUGACCGGUAUUCAAGCUGUAGAGUCUCUGGCUGACUCCACCAGGGCCAUCGGAAUUGCCGAAAUUCGAUAUGAUCCGAAUGGUAUCAGACAAUGUGUUUCUCUGCGCGAGGCUGAGAAAUACCGCCGAGAUGCUCUUACACGAGUGACCUUCCUCUUGUACGCCGAUCACGUCAGUGAACAUCUGGAGGAAUGCAAAAUGCCACCGCUCCGCAGUCUUGCUCGCUAUGACGGUUUCCCCAAAGCUUUUAUUGAAUCACUUUCUAGUGAAGACUCAAUUGAGGAUAUGACGGAGCACAUGGGGCUUGGUGAGGCUACCUGGAUAGAAGCAUCCUUGUUCCUUGUGCAGUAUUUCAGCCAACCGGAACGACCACAAAUCCUGUCAAGUGACGAUGUAUGGAAGAGCCCCGUGGGCGAUAUUGCAUUGAAAUGCAUUCAGCAAGCCAGUGGAUCACCCUUGGCAGGUCGCGUCGCACUUGGCGCUUUGAGAGCUCUCCCAGUGUCAUAUGGCAUUUUCGACAACGCCACCUUUCGGCCACCUGAGCAUGAAGAGGUUUUGGGUCUCUUAGAAAACAUGCCCUUCCACCCCGAGUCCGGUACCAAAACGGAGGAGAUCCUCAAGCAGAUCCAGAAUCUCGGAGGCGCAGAAGGAUGGCAAUCCCAUACCCACGAGCUCACAGUUCUCUGGGCGAAGCAGCAGCAGAUUGUUUCGGAAGAAGCAGAGAAUCUGGCUCGUAGUGUUGGCGAAGUCCCCAAGAACAUGCUUUCCUUGCGAGAUAUGGCGGCAUACCCCUUGCUGCACUUCGUGCCGUUGAGAGUAGAGGCGAUGGGUAUCGUAUACUAUUUGAGGAAUUGCACAUGUUUUAUCGCUGGAACCAAGAUCAUCACAAAAUCUGGAAAGAAGCCUAUCGAACGCCUCGAAGAAAAUGACUGGGUGUUGACUCACGGAGCAAAAGACGAAUGGGGCCUUGUGUCUGACGAAAGAGUUGUCAUCCCAGUAGACUCGCCUAUCAUCUAUGGGUUCAACAAUGAAGCUCCAUUCUUCACUGCCGGCCACGUCUUUCACACGACUACUGGUCUCCGAGCUCUCGAUGCUGAGUUGGCAAUGAAGGAAAACCCUUGGGCAGAAGUCGGUCGACUUUCAGCUGGUCAUAUUCUAUACCGCCUGGGAGAAGAUGGGAGAGCAUACGACCAAGUUCCCAUUUUAGACAUAAGCUGGCGUCAAAUGCCCGAGGUCACUGAGGUCUAUGGUGUCCAUCUUCGCGAGGGUCGGCGAAGUUACCACGCCAAUGACUACCUUGUCAUGGUCAACUACCCAGAGAUCACACUCAAACGAAUUUGUUCCACGCUUGCGACAUUCUCACAGGAGGAUCAAGUACGACUUCUGCGGUCACUAAAAGAGCUGAAUCCUCUUUUUGAACGAUUCGGAAUAGCAACCGUUGCCGAAAUGGUUCAUCGCGAAGUCGAGGCAGCAAAGAAUAGCUUGACCGCGCGGAUGUACAACGUCACCGAAAACAAGCUGGCUGGUCUUUCACAUGCAUCGCUUCCGCAUUCACUCCCCAUUGUAACUCUGUUCGACGGAGUCAUUUCAGUAAAUGGAGUCGUCUGUGAGUAUGGACGUGUGGAUAACGCCAACAGUGAAGUAAGAUGGUCCCGCUUUAUCGGCCAGGACGUGGUCGAGCAUGGAGUCUUAUCCAUAGAAGAUCCACGUUAUCAUUCAGGCAUUGCGCGGAUUUGCUACAGUCAAGACUACGACGGAGAUGAUCUUCUGGACCUACCAAUGUUUCAGUAUAUGACUUAUGGCUCUGAAUGCGAGCUCGAGAUGGACCCUCUUAGUGUCGGCGUUCCAAAGCAGGAGUUGCUUUCCAAAGCAGCAUCUUUUGAGCCCGUUCAACUCAAUACAGACGGGCCCAUAGAAGAUUCAAAUGGUGAGCUGAUUUUGAAGUCUAUCGAUGUGGAAGAGGAAAAGAUGGCGGCAGUCGAUGGGAUUAUGACAUCACAAGUGCACGCCCAGACGGUCACCGGAGCUUCUGCUCCCACGAGGGAUAUUCGAUUUGAAGUAAAGCCACGGGAAUAUGACGUUGUCUACGACGAAGCACCCCUGCAAAAGGACCAAGUACAAAUUCAGAGACAACUCGACUUCGGUCCUAUACAACUGGCGACUCAGCGAGUGAUCACAGAUGGAACUCCGGGAAUUUUGUUCACUGAUAUCGCUAUUCCAGCCCUGGACAACAUUUUGGAUUUAUGGAAUCGCAAGCAGAGCGACGAUACCUUGAAGAUCUCGCGCUUGUAUGAGACGGCGACCAUGAUGCACAAUGGGCGACUAAAAGCCACCGUCACCAUUCCACCAACAACUUUGGAGAAUCUGAAGACUUUGGAAGAUAGGAAAGACGCUGAGGAUCCUUCCAAAACAUCAACGUUUAAAGACGAGCUUGGAGAAGAAGCCAAACUUCCCUUGCUGUUUGCUAGGCUCGAGCUGAAUUUCUCAGACGACAAGAGUGAGAUUGUUUCUGGAACAUUGUGGGAAUAUAAUCAAGAUCCUUCAAGAGAGGGCGCUGAAGGAAUUCGACACCUGAUCAUGUCACGUCCGGGCUCUGCCUCACAAAGAGUUCCGGUUAGAAUAGGCCAAGGCCAGAUCGUAGGAGAUAUACCUAUGGGAGGGCCGACUAGUGGGCAGACAACGCCACAGAAGGAGCCAGUAUUCCAGCCACCAGUCGGCAAAAGCGAUUUGGCAUUACAGAACCUUCAUGCCAUAUUCGCAAAAUACAACGAUGAUACGAACCUCAUGUUCUAUCAUAUGGAUCAGGGCCAUGCCUCAUUACUAUCUUCAAAGGACAAGGAAACCCGACAACUACCGGACCAUCUCGGCGGCAAUCUCCCAUCGAAUCUAUCCAAGUGGAUAAAGGAGACCUUUGGCCCAGCCUAUACCUGCCUUCAAAUUGCCCAGAGUCUGCAAACUCGAGAAUGGCGGUCCAAAUUUACAGACGACGAGAAGAAGAAGAUUCUGUAUUUUUGGCAGGGCCAAGGUCCAAAAUGCCUUGCUAAAUGUCCAGAGAAUGCGACUUUAAAUCGCCUGUGCCUCCUCGAAGCCUUGAAGCAACUUUUCCCUGUCAUCCAGAAAUUCAUCAAUGAUGGCGGGGAGAAGUGGGCACAAGCAUACUUAGAUCAGCUACUGAACGUCAAGAUGGACGACAUCGUGGAGGACAUGGACGGCAAUCCACGGAUCCUAGAUAGGUACACCACAAUCCUCUGGGCGCUUUAUCCAGACGGAAACUAUCAUGAGCGUUUCCGAGAUGCUAUAUAUACGAAGUUCCUCGGUUUCGCCAUGACCCAGCGGGUUAACAAGGACGCAGUGAUGGACUGGCUGCCGCACAUCACCAAAGCCUUCAUCGACGCAAUCCUGAACGAGAAUUACGACGGAAUCGACAAAGAUUUGAGAGAUCUUUUGAGAAAGGAGCUAGAUACCUUUAUGGCUGCCCAUCGAGACAUUUUUGAAAAGAAUGGGAAAGAAUUUGCAGCAAAGCACUAUGCUGACAUGGUUCAUAUCCUCGUUUCUGGAGAUUUGGCAGCGAAAUCACUCAUGAUUAUAGGAGUGGGCUCAUGGAAGCGUGGCAAAUUUGGAAACUGGGACCACCUGAAGGGGCAGAGUCUCUUGGAGGUAAAUUUAAAAUCUGGAUGGAAAGGCCUCGGAGUAGCGUUCAAGAUGAGUCUCAUUGGAUUCAGUAUUUAUAAUAUUGUAAUGGGAGGCAAAGAUAUGAGCGCAGCCCAGAUAGGACGAGUCACGACGGACGUAACGAAGGGGGUUUUCGACAUCCUUACACCUUUUCUCUUGAGGCCCGAAGUGAAGAAUGCAAGGGAACUGGUGGCGCAGUGCCAGGUGAUAAACCAGACAAGCGGCAGAAAGCUACCCGCCUAUGCCCUUGGAAAGGCGAACGCUACAGAGCUUAAAUUCGACGUCUAUGACUUUGAUGUCGAGCAAAUCGCCAAAGUAGGAAACGAGAAAGCAGCGAGAGAGACAACCUGGUUCGGAAGAAUGAGAAGAAGACUCUCCCUCUCAUCAAGAGUCAUACGCUUUCUUAGCGUCGCUAUAAGUGUUGUGGUCGUCGCGUUCAUGAUUUGGGAUUUGUGCAAUCAAUGGGAUAAGCUCUCCGGCACUGGCAGAGGAUUAGCCAUUGCACAGAUUGCUAUUGAGGCGGCUGCUGUUGUCGUUGGAAUUAUUGGCUUGUUCUCUACGUGUGCCUUGAUCCCUGUCAUUGGACAAGUUCUUAUGGUGGUUGGUUUGGUCAUCUCGAUUGUCUAUUUGGUGUAUGGCAGACCAGAGCCAGAAAAGACCCCCGGAGAGAAGUUCGUUGACAGUAUGAGGGGUGACAAUGGCUGGCUCAAGAAGAUCGAUGAUCCUCCUUCGACUGCACUCGAGUAUACCAUCACACCAAACGAGAUACCCAAGGAUGCAGAUUUCUCUUUCAAAGUCACGGGCAAGAACACUAAGAGUUCGAGUAUUGAGUUCAUCUCUGCACCUAAUGCUGAGAAAUCUUCAUCCGAGACUGAAGUCCUCUCUAUCAAGUUUGGUUUCACGACUGGGUCUGACACCGUGUGCCUGUUCAGCAACGAGUCUUUCAGCACCGCCCCGGACGCCAAAGACGGAAAAUGUACCUACAGUGGUCCAGAUGAUAUUUUCCAGACGAGGCUACACGAGCCGAAUGGAAAGAUCGGUGGCGUUAUCUCAUACGAGUACGAAUUGCAACCACUGCCACAGAAAGAUCCAACUUCAACUUCCAAGCGUAUCUUGCCUAGUGGGGGGUCAUUUUCUAUCACUGUAUCUGGGAAGACGAGGUCGUCGGACAAAGAGUUUACAUUGAAACUUGUUGAAGAGCGCCCGGGUCCUGUUUGCGCCAUCAAGGUUCAAACAUUCUCUAGAAAGAAGUAG